Molecule: messenger RNA, 4946 nt
Organism: Fukomys damarensis (Damara mole-rat)
Lineage: Eukaryota; Metazoa; Chordata; Mammalia; Rodentia; Bathyergidae
Gene: Rimbp2
Product: RIMS binding protein 2
Exons: 21
Coding region: 268-3501 (1077 amino acids)
Biological process (GO): neuromuscular synaptic transmission
Molecular function (GO): protein binding
Source: RefSeq, a predicted model, not a curated record
CAGCGUCGCAGUCCUCUCCCGGCCUCCGGCCUCCGCCUGGCCUGCCCGCAGCAUCCGAGGGCAAUGAACUGAAGAUGCCACUGCCCGGAGAGAGUGUGGCCUGAGGCUGAGGUGCAGGCCUCCCUGUGGCUCCGCGCAUGACCAGGUAAAGGCAGAGUAUGCCCAGCCCAGCCGCAUGUGCACUGUGACCGGACAGCUCGAUCUGGCGUGAAGGAGAAGCGCCAGCCCCGUGCCAAGCUGGAGAACCUGGAACAGGUCCUGAAGCACAUGCGCGAGGCUGCGGAGCGGAGGCAGCAGUUGGAGCUGGAGCAUGAGCAGGCCCUGGCCAUUCUCAAUGCCAAGCAGCAGGAGAUCGAGCUCCUACAGAAGGCUCAGGUUGAAGCAAAGAAGGAGCAUGAGGGGGCUGUGCAGCUGCUAGAGUGCAGGGUCCGGGAGCUGGAGGAGAAAUGCCGGGCGCAGAGUGAGCAGUUCCGCCUGCUGUCGCGGGACCUGGAGAAGUUCCGGCAGCACGCUGGGAAGAUCGACCUGCUGAGUGGUGGCGUGGUGGCCACGCUGGACGUCCCUGUGGCCCCUGGCAAGGCUUUGCCGCAGUUCAUGAACGGGCUUGCCACCUCCCUCCGCAAGGCCCCAUGUUCCCCAGCAGGUCAUGAGGGACCCGCUGGGCAUUACUCUGUGAUCAGUGACCACAUCCCACUCCACGGGGACAAGCCAGAGCCUCUGCCUGCCAAGCCCAGCUUUCUAUUGCGAUCCAGCAGCCCAAGAUGCAGAUUUGAGUCCGAUAUGGACAAUGAACGGAACUCCAAUACCUCAAAGCGGAGAUACUCGGGGAAGGUCCACCUGUGUGUCGCCCGCUACAGCUACAACCCCUUCGAUGGGCCCAAUGAGAACCCUGAGGCUGAGCUGCCUCUUGCAGCGGGAAAAUACCUCUACGUCUACGGGGACAUGGACGAGGACGGCUUCUACGAAGGAGAGCUCCUGGAUGGGCAGAGGGGCCUGGUACCCUCCAACUUCGUGGACUUUGUCCAGGACAGCGAGUCGCGCUUGGCUGCCACCCUGGGCAGUGAGCAGGACCGGAACCUCCUCAACCGCUCGGGCAUGGGCGUGGGCAUGGGCAUGGAGGGUGAAAGCAUCCUGGACCUGCACUCCCCGCCCCAUGUGGACCUGGGUGUCACCGGCAAUGGCGGGGGGCCACUGGAUGUGAACCUGGACGACGUUGGAGAAGACAUUGUGCCUUACCCCCGGAGGCUGGCCCUGAUCAAGCAGCUCGCCAAGAGCGUCAUUGUGGGCUGGGAGCCCCCGGCCGUGCCACCCGGCUGGGGCGCUGUGAGCGGCUACACCGUGCUGGUGGACACGGAGCCACGCCUGAGCCUCCCGCUGGGCACCAGGACCAAGGCCCUGGUGGAGAAGCUGGACACGGCUGCCUACACCUACCGCAUCUCCGUGCAGUGCAUCACCAGCCGGGGCAGCUCGGACGCUCUGAUGUGCACACUGCUGGUGGGCAAGGAUGUGGUGGUGGCCCCCUCGCACCUGCGGGUGGACAGCGUCACGCAGGUCUCAGCGCAGCUGUCCUGGCUGCCCACCAACAGUAACUACAGCCACGUCAUCUUCCUCAAUGAGGAGGAGCUUGACGUGGUCCAGGCCGCACACUACAAGUACCAGUUCCUCAGCCUGCGGCCCAACACGGCCUACAAGGUCCGGGUCCUGGCACGGCCACACCAGAUGCCCUGGCAGCUUCCUCUGGAGCAGCGGGAGAAGAAGGAGGCCUUAGUGGAGUUCUCCACACUGCCUGCAGGUCCUCCAGUGCCCCCACAAGAUGUCGCUGUCCAAGCUGGAGUCACAGCAGCCACUGUCCAGAUCUCUUGGAAGCCACCUGCACUGACCCCCACCGGGCUGUCCAGUGGAGCAAAUGUCACUGGCUACGGCGUGUACGCCAAGGGGCAGCGGGUCGCCGAGGUCGUCUUCCCCACUGCAGACAGCACCCAGGUGGAGCUCGGGCGGCUGCGAGGCCUGGAGGCCAGGGCCGUGACUGUGCGGACCCUCUCUGCUCAGGGCGAGUCUGCCGACUCGGCCCCCGCUGCCAUCCCCCCUGACCUCCUGGUGCCUCCAGCCCCAGUGCCCAGGGUGGUGCCCCCUCCGAAGCCGUUAGCCAGCGCCCCUGAUACCAAAGACGAGCACCUGGGUGUCCACACCAAGGCGGAGCCCUGGGAGCAGAGCCGGAUGCCAGGCCCUGGGCACGGAAACCUGCUGGAGCCUCCCAGCCUGCAGGGUGCUGGCCCCGGGCGGAGGUCACCCUCCCCGAGCCGCAUCCUCCCGCAGCCGCAGGGCACCCCUGUGUCCACCUCUGUGGCCAAGGCCAUGGCCCGUGAGGCUGCACAAAGGGUGGCCGAGAGCACCAGGUUAGAGAAAAGGAGCCUCUUCCUGGAGAGGGACAGCGUGGGGCCAUACGCCAACUCGGACGAGGAGGGUGGUUAUGCUUCACCUGAGCUCAAGAGGAGGGGCCCCUCUGUGGAUGACUUCCUGAAGGGGUCCGAGCUGGGCAGGCAGUCCCACUGUUGCCAUGGAGAUGAGUACCACACAGAGAGCAGCCGGGGCUCAGACCUGUCAGACAUUCUGGAGGAGGACGAGGAGGAGCUCUACUCAGAGAUGCAGCUGGAAGAUGGUGGCCGGCGGCGGCCCAGCAGUGCCUCGCACAGUGCCCUCAAGAUCCUAGGCAGCUCCGCAUCAGCAGGACGGGUGGCACGGGCACAGCAUCUUGGCCGGAGGUUCCCCCACGGUGGCGCCGGUCCACAGAGGCCCCAGCUGGCCGUCGAUGGCUAUGCUGGGCACGACCGCCUCUCCCCAGACUUCUAUGAGGAGUCGGAGACGGACCCCGGGGCUGAGGAGCUCCCAGCCCGCAUCUUCGUAGCUCUCUUCGACUAUGACCCGCUCACCAUGUCCCCCAACCCUGAUGCUGCUGAGGAGGAGUUGCCCUUCAAAGAAGGCCAGAUCAUCAAGGUGUACGGUGACAAGGAUGCCGAUGGCUUCUACCGCGGGGAGACCUGCGCCCGGCUUGGCCUCAUCCCCUGCAACAUGGUCUCCGAGAUUCAGGCGGAGGACGAGGAGCUGCGGGGCCAGCUGCUGCGCCAGGGCUUCCUGCCCCUCAGCACCCCGGUGGAAAAGAUAGAGAGGAGCAGGAGGGGCGGCCGGCCAUACUCGAUGUCCACGCGGAGAAUGGUGGCCCUGUACGAUUAUGACCCACGGGAAAGCUCACCCAACGUGGAUGUCGAGGCUGAACUCACGUUUUGCACAGGAGAUAUUAUGACUGUUUUCGGUGACAUCGACGAAGACGGAUUUUAUUACGGGGAGCUGAAUGGGCAGCGAGGCCUGGUGCCUUCCAACUUCCUGGAGGAAGUGCCCGAUGACGUGGAGGUCUACCUGUCCGAUGCCCCAUCCCUCUGCUCCCAAGACACAGCCCUACGUGCCAAGGCCAAAAGGAAGAAGAGCGUUCAUUUCACACCCUAAGCAGGCAUGUAGCCUUCACGUAAGUGAGCAGCGGAGACACCUAGAGAGAUACCGACUUAAGCUACCUACACGGACCGUGCGGUAGCCUUAAGGCUUCACUGUGGGCUUACAGAGAGGACAAAGAAAUAUGUCUCAAAGCCUUGGACCCAAAGUGCUAGGCUAUCACUUGGUCUCAGUUGUAAAGCAACUGAACACGGAGUGAGAAUAUGCUCUUUUCCAGUUCUCUCCUACGAAUGCCCUUCAGUAUUGGGAAGGCCAGCAUUGGGAACAUAUUUCUUACCCAGCGAGCUGUCUGUUCACAGAGAGCGCUCCACUGUCUGCUCUGAGUUAGAGCUGCAUAUUGCAUUGUUAGCCACUCAACAAAGCACAACCUAACCAGUCUGUUUACUUGAGGGAGUUUUCCUUUGAAGCCAAAUGAGAGCCACCCUCUAAUCUUAAGAAGGAACAGGUGAGGGGUGGACAGCGGUGGCCCAUAACCAUACCUCUACUGUGGGAGAGAGCGUCGCUCCCCGCCCCACAAGCACAAGCAUGUGCACAGGCAGGCGGCCUCUGUGGGUUCCAAUGCAAUACUGCGUGUCUGACACGUGCAGCUCCGCGAUUGCACUAGGGAACCUGUGGUAUCUUCAGGUGUGCUCUGGGAUGCACUUCUAGGUGUCUUCCAUUACAAGUAGACCUUGAUUCCAAAUCCAAGCAAGCUUGAGGCCCCUCAGCUGUCUGCCUGCCGCCUAAUGAACCUCACCUCCCCUGCUCUGCGGGAGCGAGAGCCUGGGAGUGGCGGCCAGGACCUGCAGCGCUGGGGGUAUGGAAAUGCUCCCCAUGCUACAGACGGGACAAAAUCCCGCUCAAUCAUUUGGAAGUAGCGCAAACACACACUAAGGGCCUUUAAGCUUCCUUUGAUUGUAAUUAAGGGUCACUUUAGUUUUUUUUUUCUUUCAACCGGUGUGCCAUCUCCAAUGUUUCUGUAGUUUCUAACUGACCCAAGAGUGCACUCAACAACGCCAGGAUUUUGUAUAACCAAAGUAGCUUUCAAACGCAUCCAAAUUCCCUCUUAAGAUGACUGAUGGGUCCUCGGCCAACCUGACUCAGUCUGAUUCCAACACCUCCCCAUCUCUAGUCCGAAUUCGCAGAGUAAAUUGUGACCUAGCUUUGUUUACCAAAGCCACGGCCACCCCCCUCCCAAGCACCGGCCGUGGAGAGAGGCCGCUGUGGGAGAGGGGCGUGCUGCCUGGGCGCACUCUGACACUUGAAAGAAGAAACGAACCACCCUUCCUUCCUGUGGCGGGGGACGGGCGGUGCGGUGUGCCGCGAGCGGAGGGCGUCGGUGGGCAGCACUCAGUAAACUGUCACAAUGUACCUACUAGGUUCCUCCUGAGGGUUCAGGGCCAACAAGGAGAGCUCCAUCCCCCACAGUCCACCUCCAUUCGGGGUCACCUACGUCAUCCAUG